CGAUCGUCUGGUCUGCGUGCUCGUCUGCGUUUCCACCUCUUUCUCGGCUCUGGCUGGGGGUUUCCUUUCUUCUUCUUCUCUAUACCACUUCAUCUCUCCUGAUUUUCCCUCUCUGGGUUUUCUUGGCCGUUUUUUGCAAUUGCGGCUUUGCCAAACCCGAACCAUGCCGUCAUUUAAGCCAUUUUCUUCGGUGACAGGACGUCAUAGCUAUAGUCUAUUUGAUGUCAGAUUAGACGAUGACUUCAUUGUCUUUCGCGGAAACGAACAGGAGUCUUCCGGCCAGCUCCUCAAGGGCGUCGUCGUGCUAUGUCUUUCUUCGCCCCUCCGAAUGGAGGACGUCCAUUUGCGUCUGAUUGGGACUCUCCGACUGCAUUGGUCUGACCCUGGAUCUAGCACACCAGGCGUGACUGGCCAAAGAGUCGAUAGGACCAUCACCAUCCUCGAUCACAGAUGGCCGGCCUUUGUUGGCACCCACGGCAAGAGCAUGACUCUGCCUGCUGGAAACUACGAAUAUCCCUUCGAAUACACCCUUCCCGGCGACACCGCUGAGAGUGUCGAGGGCAUCCCCGAAGCAUCCAUCACAUACCGGCUAAAGGCCACCGUCAGCCGCGGAAAAUUUGCCUACGACCUGCACGCCUACAAGCACCUCCGCAUCAUCCGGACACUAGAGCCCGGCGCACUCGAGUUUCUGCACGCCAUGAGUGUGGAGAACAUCUGGCCCAACAAGAUCGAGUAUUCCAUUGUCAUUCCACAAAAGGCCGUGGUUUUCGGCGGCACCAUCAACCUGGAGAUGCGGUUUACGCCCCUCCUAAAGGGCCUCGAGCUGGGCGAUAUCACUGCCAAGAUGGUCGAGAUACGGGAUUGCUUCAUCCAGGGAGCCACUGGCCUAAACAUGCGGGAGCACCGAAUAGAGCGCGAUGUUGCGACGUGGAAGUUUGCGGUGGAUCGCGAGGAGCAUUGGCACGACAUGAUUGAAGACAGCGGGCAGGAGGGCUGGCUGCUGAACAAGCCGCUCCCUCUGCCCAAGAAGCUGCGCCAAUGCAUCCAGGAUCUCAACCAUCAUGGAAUCAGAGUAAGGCACAAGAUCAAGCUCACCGUCGCACUCAGGAACCCGGACGGCCACAUUUCCGAGUUACGAGCGACGCUCCCGGUUUCCAUCUUCAUCUCGCCCAACAUUCCGUUCGACGAACAAGGCAACCUGGUCAACCAGGCUCCCGGAGGCGCGACACUCGAACAGGAUAUCGGAUCGAUUGCGCCUCCCGGAUACGGCGAACAUGUGCUCGACCAGCUUUAUGACGAAAUGGACGUUACCGGAUUCCAGACACCGGCUGUGCACUCUGGGUUCAACAGCCCCUUUUACGGACACUCUCGGACGGGCUCCUCGGAAAACCUGGCGGCCUUUGCCAACAGCGCAGCCAUCACGCCGGCUGCUCUUUCUUCCAGACUGGCCGACGUCUCUAUAGACCCGUCGCAGCGAAACAGCUCAUACCACUCUCUUCACGUUGCUUCUGGAAGAAACUCACCUACACACGGGUCAAAUCACACCUCUCACACACCCCAUACACCGCAUACGCCGGCUCAUCUCAGCCGCACAAACAGCGAGGAGGAUGAAUCUAGUUCUAGAAGCUCGGCUGAACGAGUCCAAGUAGACGUUGCGGAGUUUGCCGAAUUGAAUCGAGUGCCGAGUUAUUCAACAGCAGUGAAAACUCCGGCACGGUCUCGCACUCAAACGGGCAUCUUUGUCCCCGACUACCAGACUGCCCUGAGCGCUCCGCGGACGCCACCCAACAUGGAGCUUAGCAACAGUAGCGAUGCUUUGUCGACAAUAACUGAGCACACAGCAGGCGAGGCACACGAGGUGCAUGAGACACACAUGCAGAGCGUUGCUCGGGCCCUGUCGUCUCCCAUGGCCCGGUCUAAUUCGGAUGACACCUCGGCGCACCGGAGGUUACAUCUCUUCCGUGCCAGGGAUCAGGCCGUUUGAGAGUGAACCGAUUGCACAGCAUUGAUUUUGCACCAUGAAGCGAACGAUCCCCCCUUUCUGUUAUUUUCUCCUCUUUCCUUAAUCAUCUUGUUUCUAUACGGCUACAUAUAUACGAGCCUUUUCUUCUUUUUUCCAUCUUUUAUCAGUUUUGGUUGGGCACUGUAGGGUCGGUUGGUUGUUACAGGCGUCAGCGAUUUAUGCGUGGCUUUCUUUCUUUUUUUCAGGAUACAAUCUAUAGACUUGGGCAUCUGCGGAUAGAGGUUAUCAUGACUUUUGUUUUUCCUUCUUCUCCCCUGGGCAUGCUAUUAGCAGCCUUGUCGGAGCUUAGUAUUACGAACUACCCACAAACACUACCACAGCAAUAGCAAAGAGGCUAAUGGCCAAUUUUGUGG
Trichoderma virens Gv29-8 is the source of this 2376-nucleotide messenger RNA. RefSeq lists its product as uncharacterized. The coding region runs from base 164 to 1984 and encodes 606 amino acids. NCBI's taxonomy places the organism in Eukaryota, Fungi, Ascomycota, Sordariomycetes, Hypocreales, Hypocreaceae. The transcript has 4 exons. Gene Ontology annotation, cellular component: cytoplasm; cytosol; plasma membrane. The record is from RefSeq and is a predicted model, not a curated record. Gene Ontology annotation, molecular function: ubiquitin protein ligase binding; protein-macromolecule adaptor activity. Gene Ontology annotation, biological process: ubiquitin-dependent endocytosis.